UUCCUCGGUUUACCUUAGUUUCGCUUGUCAAAGGUCUGAAUAAGCAACGUUGUUUCUAUUGGCGAACAUGUCGGUGGAAGGUGAAUUUUUCCUAUCCGUUACCGGCUCCAUCGAGCACGCUGAGUUCUACGACGUCAACAAUGCGUACUGCAAGUACGGCUUCCACUUCGGACCGGAAUGGAGCGUAAUCGCGGGAAUCGAGGAGGGUCUGACACAGAUGUGCAAAUGCAGUGACGAUCCGAGGAAUCUCGCCGUUUGGAAUUUUCCCCUGGAUAUUACAUUCAGGAGCACAAAUCCACACGGAUGGCCGCAGCUUAUCAUGUCGAUUUACGGAUUGGAUUUUUUCGGCCAUGACGUCAUCAGGGGAUACGGAGUGUGUCAUUUGCCGUUCGAAACGGGACAUCAUGAAAAGAGGGUGUCAGUCUACGUACCGGAGUCGUCAUCUACGCUGCAGCAUCUCGUGGCAUGGUUAACCGGCAGGAGGCCAGAAUUAAUUGAUCCCGCCAUAUUGGCAUCCGGGAGCGGCAGAGAACUCACACGCAUGAGAGUCGAGGGAAUCGUCACCGUAACGUUCAACGUCGUUUUGAAGGACUUGUUCAAGCUGGGCUACGACAAUGGCGAGAAACGAAAGACGCGAUAACGCAACCGUAAAUCCUCCCAGCCCUCGGGGGAGCGAGCAUUAUCUUUGCCGGGGGAUUAUCCAAACGAAAGAUUACAAUAUGCAUUUUGUAAGUGACGCUUUUAUAAAUAAUCAAGACGCGUUUCCCCGGCCGGAUCCGCCUUUUCCAUUACGCUUGAUGUCAACCUCAUUAGAGCAAAAAUACGGAAGUAUAUUAAGAACAUAUUUCCAUGCUAAUGGCCGUCCUAUGUAAAAAAAAAAAAAAAAAAAAAAAAAAAAAAA
Messenger RNA from Dinoponera quadriceps, 901 nucleotides. RefSeq names its product B9 domain-containing protein 1 (gene B9d1). Lineage: Eukaryota; Metazoa; Arthropoda; Insecta; Hymenoptera; Formicidae. Gene Ontology annotation, biological process: cilium assembly. Gene Ontology annotation, cellular component: MKS complex. The record is from RefSeq and is a predicted model, not a curated record. The coding region runs from base 68 to 640 and encodes 190 amino acids. The transcript is spliced from 5 exons.